AUGAACAGCGCACGAGCCCUUCUCUUUGUUCUCCUUUCUGUCUUCUUCUUUGCUUGCGUGAGCGGAGUGGAUUAUGGAGCUGAGGACACCACCAUCAACCUUCAGGAACUGGUCAAGAUUCGAUGCUCCCUCCACCAAUCUGAUGAGACCGUGUUCUUCUUCAAUGGUACCGUGACCGCCUUCCCGACCCAACAGCCGAACGUCGUACUCUUCAAGACGAUCGGACUCAACAUCGCCCGAUGCUUCAAGCGCUCCGAUGGCUCCUACACCCUCGCCGGCCGAGAGCUUCUCUACUAUGUCGACCCUGUUACUGAUCAGAUCGUCAACAGGUGGACCAACCCGUGGACCAACGAGACUGUGCCCGUCGUUCACGUCGCCAACGACCCUGUCAUCCAGAAUUUUGCUCUCGGAUCAACCUAUCCCGCUUUGAAACUCGACACCAACACGUUGUUGCCUCUUGACGUCCCUCUCUACUACCCGAACGCGCUCUCUUUCGACCCCAGAAUGGCUCCCUACUCUCCUCAGCCCUUCUAUCAGGCCGGCGAGUGGUUCAAGUUCAUCUCCCGCACUGGCGAGGUCCGUUUCCCGCUCACCAAGACUGUCACCUCCACCCUCGUCUCCUGGACUCGUAACGGCCCUUGGUUGCCUUGGAUGAAGCAGGGAAAUGCUCCUGGAUACCUCAUCUACUCAUCCCACGGAAACAAGGUCGACAGCUGGAGGGACUUCCCCGCGUCCGUUCAUCUCGCUCGCAUUCCUCACUACAAGUCAGCCCCCGAUUGCGUUCCCGCCGUUCGUCAAGUCACCAGCUGGUCGUAUUUCCAGGCCAACUUCGCCGCCUACCUUAGUGGAGACCUUUUCCCCCUCGCUGCUCCGGCCGUCUACAACUGCACAGCCCUGUAA
Messenger RNA from Acanthamoeba castellanii str. Neff, 900 nucleotides. RefSeq lists its product as uncharacterized. The coding region runs from base 1 to 900 and encodes 299 amino acids. The transcript has 7 exons. NCBI's taxonomy places the organism in Eukaryota, Discosea, Longamoebia, Acanthamoebidae. The record is from RefSeq and is a predicted model, not a curated record.